AUGGACAAUUUUUCACCGGAAGUGCAGCAUAUUUUGGCACCCGCCUUCGGCAUUCUUUCGGCCACGCAACUUACUCAGAUGGCUGAUCGGCUUAUGGAGAUGCGAGGUUUUUCCAAGCCAACCAUUGCAGCACUCUCAACUCCCUCAUCUCAUCCUGUGCCUCCCAUUUCGCAGUUGGAGAUCGAGCUCAGCAAGCUGGCCAAUGAUAUAGUUUCACACCAGACGCAGGCAGUUUCUCCCUCAUCUUGCAGCCAACCGAAGCCGUCCACCCCUCAUAUCCUGUCUUCACAUACAGCCCGUUUAAACGCAGCUGUCAUCUCCUGGUACCACAUCACCUUUGGUGUUAAAGCCCGUCGCUGCAUCUCCUCCUGCUCCUUCACCUCCAAGCAGAGCAAACGGGUAAAAACCGUCAACCCGAAAGUCUCUGCAGGCAAUCUUCCCGAUGUCUCUAACCCUGUUCACACAUUUUACGUCCGCGACACCAGGAGUGACAGACGUUUCUUGGUUGACACUGGUGCCCAGCUUAGUGUCAUUCCAACCACACCAGCUGAUCGUCGGUGUCCCAAUCCCGGUCUUUUCCUACAGGCCGUCAACACAUCGCCGAUUACCACAUUUGGUACCUGCUCCCUCUCUCUGGACAUCGGUGUCCGGCGUCUCUUCCCUUGGGUCUUCGUCGUUGCUGACAUCCCCUGUGCAAUUCUCGGUGCAGAUUUCCUCGACGCUUUCGAUCUUCUGGUCGACUGCCGUCAGUCACGUCUACACGACAAGACCAUCAUCCCCACUGUCCGGGGUAUCUCUUCCUUCGACGCCUCUCGUCAUCUUGCCGUCUUGGACCCUGAACCCGAGAAUCAAUUUCGGCAACUCCUCGCCAAAUACCCCGGCCUCACUCUUCCCAACUUCAAAGUUUCUAUUUCACCACAUGACGUUGUUCAUCACAUUCGGACCACCGGCCCUCCCGUGUUUUCUCUCCCCGCCAUCUCGCGCCUACACGUCUUGCUGCCGCCAAGGCCGAAUUCGGGCACAUGCUUCAAAUGGGCAUCAUCCAUCAGUGUGAAAGCCCAUGGGCCUCAUCCGUCCACAUGGUUUCAAGUGCCGCCACUGGUGACUGGCGCCCCCGCCGUGAUUACUAGGCCCUGA
Molecule: messenger RNA, 1137 nt
Organism: Spirometra erinaceieuropaei
Lineage: Eukaryota; Metazoa; Platyhelminthes; Cestoda; Diphyllobothriidea; Diphyllobothriidae
Source: the annotation of a GenBank genome assembly